AUCGUCGGAUACGAAUAUCUUUCCUUCGUCUUUUCGGGGAAAGGGGGUAUAGUAACCUCCCAAAAGCACGAAACGCAACUUUUGCAGAAUGAAACAGCAAAUCGAAACAAAAAUUCAGCACUGUAAUUCCUGCAUGCUGAAACAUUCAGAACUCAACUUCAAUUUCAGAUUCAAUUCCACCUUUGACCUUUGAAAAAUUGAAAGCAUUGCAUGCAGCUCUCUAUUUUUUCGGAACCCUAGCGUAGAUUAACAGGACCUUCUUCUCCAGGAAGAAAUAUGGCUGAUUCUGAUACCAAUUACAAUGAACCAUCAAAUAUUUCAUCUCUCGCUACCAAUGCUAAUACACUUAAUGACCCAGGAAAUGAUGUGAAGUUGAGUUCUAGGGCCCAAAGAGAGGCUCUGCCAGGUGAGCCUAAGUGCAUUAUCUGUGGCCGCUAUGGUGAGUAUAUAUGUGAUGAAACUGAUGAUGACGUUUGCAGUUUGGAAUGCAAACAAGCACUACUUUGUAGAGUUGCCAAAUCCUUGGCUCCUGCUGGAGGUCUUCCACUGCCUAAAAAGAUUCCUGGAGCUGAUGAGUGCCUUUAUGUUAGAGAUACUGAUUACGAAUCAGGAACUCCGUCUGUGGCUAGUGAUGAGGCUGAAUUGCUUAGAAAGAAGCUUGACAUUCAUGUGAAGGGUGAUGUUGUAGCGCCAGUGUUGUCAUUCGCAUCCUGUAAACUUCCUGACAAGCUCCUCCACAAUAUAGAAGCUGCAGGAUAUGACAUGCCUACACCUGUCCAGAUGCAAGCAAUCCCUGCUGCUUUGAUGAGAAAAAACAUGCUUGUUUUGGCUGAUACAGGAUCUGGGAAGUCUGCUUCAUUUCUUAUUCCGAUAAUUUCUCGUUGUGUGAGUUAUCGUCGGCAGUUUGUUUCAGAUAAGAAGCCUUUAGCUAUGGUGUUAACACCUACCAGAGAGCUCUGUAUACAGGUUGAAGAUCAUGCUAAAUUGCUUGGAAAGGGGUUGCCUUUUAAAACUGCACUUGUGGUUGGUGGCGAGGCCAUGGCUGGACAACUCUACCGCAUUCAACAAGGUGUGGAAUUGAUCGUGGGAACCCCAGGAAGGCUUGUUGAUCUUUUAAUGAAGCAUGAGAUUGACUUAGAUGAUGUGAUGGCUUUCGUUGUGGAUGAGGUUGACUGCAUGCUGCAAAGGGGUUUUAGAGAUCAGGUCUUCCAGAUAUAUAGGGCUCUUUCACAACCUCAGGUCUUGAUGUAUUCUGCAACAAUGUCUAAUGAUAUAGAGAAGAUGGUUUACUCUCUGGCAAAAGGUACAGUGGUUAUAUCUGUUGGAGAGCCUAAUAGACCAAAUAAGGCUGUGAAGCAGCUAGCUAUUUGGGUUGAGUCAAAGAAAAAGAAACAGAAACUAUUUGACAUUUUGGUGAGUAAGAAACAUUUUAAGCCACCUGCUGUUAUAUAUGUGGGCUCCAGACUUGGGGCAGAUCUCCUGGCAAAUGCAAUUACAGUUUCCACAGGAAUUAAAGCUGGUUCAAUUCAUGGGGAGAAAUCUAUGAAGGAAAGGAGAGAUAUAAUGCAGUCCUUUUUGGUGGGUGAGGUUCCAGUGGUUGUGGCUACUGGAGUUUUGGGUAGGGGUGUUGAUCUAUUGGGUGUAAGACAGGUAAUUGUAUUUGACAUUCCAAAUUCCAUUAAGGAGUAUGUACAUCAGAUUGGAAGGGCGUCUAGAAUGGGUGAGGAAGGUCAAGCCAUAGUAUUUGUGAAUGAGGAGAAUAAGAAUGUUUUUGCAGAGUUAGUUGAUGUUCUAAAAUCUGCUGGAGCAGCUGUACCUCGGGAGCUUGUCAAUUCACAAUACACCACAGGAUUUUUCUCUGGUGGCAAGGGUUCAAGGAAGAGAAAGCAUGCAUGGUGAAGUUUCUUGUAACUUAAUUCUAGCCUUAAUUUUGAUGUUGUUAACUUAGAAAAUGGCUCUAGAAACUACAAGUGCAGUUUCACUUUUAAAAGAUGAAUUUUUUUCAUAAAAGUAUAUCACAUUUUCAUGUUUGAAGGUUUUGUGACAUCACCACGAUAGACGCUUGUAUGCUUUUAAGAUUAGCAGAAAGUCUCAGUGAUGUUUUAGCCUGUAAAGGUUGAGAUAAGAGAAACGGAAGAUGUCUAAGUGCUUGUGAUCAUAGUUAGUUAUUAUAAUUUUAUGAUUUGCUAUUUGAAUAAUACAAUUUGAUAUGAUUUGACUACCCAAUGGUUUGUAUCAUAUGAUGAUGAAUUGUAAAUGAUUGUAUCACUGAAAUGAAUCACUUGUCAACAAUUCGUUAC
Messenger RNA from Abrus precatorius (Indian licorice), 2300 nucleotides. RefSeq names its product DEAD-box ATP-dependent RNA helicase 41. Gene Ontology annotation, molecular function: nucleic acid binding; ATP binding; RNA helicase activity. The record is from RefSeq and is a predicted model, not a curated record. Bases 277 to 1899 code for a protein of 540 amino acids. NCBI's taxonomy places the organism in Eukaryota, Viridiplantae, Streptophyta, Magnoliopsida, Fabales, Fabaceae. The transcript is spliced from 2 exons.